AUGUUUAUCACAGUGAUGUUUGGAGCUGGCUGCUGGGAGCUGGUGAACACUUGGUGCAGCCUGGUGACACUCACUGCCCACUUGAGGCAGAGGGGGCAGGUGCCCCCAGAUGCGACCAUUGCCCUCCUGGCUGAGGAUGGGCACCUGGUGAGCCUGGAUGAGGGGGCUUCCCAGGCCCCUUCCAUGGGCAGCCCCCUGCUGCAGGAGCGUGGGACCUAUGUCCUUGUGCAGAUCAUCAGUAAGUGGGCCACAGAGGGGGAGGAUGGGGCGCCCACCCGCUACGAGUCCCUACUGGAGAACCUGGAUGACCAGUGUCCAGAGCUCGCAGGCCCAAACAGAUAG
Lynx canadensis (Canada lynx) is the source of this 342-nucleotide messenger RNA. It is a transcript of the gene CD3H22orf15, whose product is annotated as chromosome D3 C22orf15 homolog. NCBI's taxonomy places the organism in Eukaryota, Metazoa, Chordata, Mammalia, Carnivora, Felidae. The transcript has 5 exons. Bases 1 to 342 code for a protein of 113 amino acids. The record is from RefSeq and is a predicted model, not a curated record.